This is a messenger RNA of Phanerochaete carnosa HHB-10118-sp, 1879 nucleotides long. RefSeq lists its product as uncharacterized. The record is from RefSeq and is a predicted model, not a curated record. The transcript is spliced from 10 exons. Bases 1 to 1698 code for a protein of 565 amino acids. Lineage: Eukaryota; Fungi; Basidiomycota; Agaricomycetes; Polyporales; Phanerochaetaceae. Gene Ontology annotation, molecular function: FAD binding.
AUGUCGACCCAACUGCCCGUCCUCGUUGUAGGAGCUGGGCCUACUGGUCUCAUCUCUGCCAUAUCUCUCCUCAAGAACGGUGUGCCCGUGCGCAUCAUCGAAAAGAGGGAGACGUUCCAUGGUGGUAUCCGAGGAACUAAUAUCACGCCUCAGACCUUGGAGGCUUUAUCGUUUAUCGGUGUCGCGAAGGACGUCAUAGAUAGCUCAACUGCCCCGCUUGACUUCUCGUCCUACGAAGCGGACGGUCGUACAGCCAAAUCGGCCCCUUGGGCAGAAGGCGCAGGGACGGCGCAGUAUUAUGCCUUCUCGGAAGCGAGAGUCGUCAGUCAAGCCGAGUUUGAAGCCCUGUUGCGGAAGCAUCUGGGAAGCCUCGGCGCCAGCGUCGAGACAGGUAAAGAGCUUAGUGGCCUCGAGCAGAGUGAUGACAAAGUCACGGCCCGCAUACUGGACGCUUCGACCGGGAACGAUGAGACAUUUUUGUGCUCCUUCUUAGUAGGCGCUGAUGGUGCCAAGGGCCAAAUUCGUCGGAUACUUGAGAUACCGUUCGUUGGUCAGACGAGAGAGGAGGAUCGUAUCCUUUUCGGUACCGUCGAUGUCACCGGCCUCGACAAGGAGCACUGGCACAUGUGGGGCAAGAUAGCGCAGGCUGCCAUUGGUCUGAAGCCGAUGAAGACGGGCUCGCUCUUCCAGAUGCAGGCACUCGGUCAUGAACUUCCUGAUAGACUACCAACCGACCUCGAAGGCAUUAGAAAGCUAUUUCAGAGUGUAUCUCACCGUGAUGACAUUCUCAUCCACGACGUUGAAUGGGUGACGGAGUGGAGGGCUAACAUCAGAAUGUGUGAGGUGUUCAACAAGGGGAAAGUUUCCCUCGUCGGUGACGCUGCGCAUUGUCACAGCCCGUUUGGUGGCCAAGGAAUGAAUUCUGGCAUUCAAGAUGCGAUGAACUUGUCGUGGAAGCUUGCCCUGGUCUACCACGGUCGUGCUUCCAUGGAACUCUUGAACACUUACAACGAGGAACGUGUCCCAGUCAUAGCCGAGAUGCUAAACCUCUCGUCCAACAUACACUACUUGGCCUUCGGCAAGCCUGCUAAAUCUGCGCUCGACGGAGCUUUAGGGGGCGAGGCUGCAGCGGAAGAGAAGCAAGCGACGAACCAAGAUGUAAUGCACCGUCCGAAGGUGCUCCAUGCAACUGGGCGAAAACUUGGUGCAAAGGAUCCCUAUGGCCAGGAGACAGCUAGGCUUCGUGCCGGCGACCGCGCGCCCAACGCUCUCGUCACAUCUGUUCACCUCGCAGCUACUCCGGAAAGCACUACGUUGCACAAGCUAUUUGACAUGCAUCGGCACAUUGUCAUGGUGUUCGUGCCUGGUGUGAACGCCCUCGGUCGGCUCCUGAAGGAGCUCGAGGACAUCCACGACCUGUUGGAUGCCGAGGCGGCCCGUGUGGUGGCCAUUCUGCCACAAUUUGCAGACCAUUCCUCAUCUCUCAGUCGGCAGCUCUCGGAGGACGUGACGGCUGGCAAGGUGCAGCUUCUUGUCGACAAGGAUGCAGAGGUCAGACGAGUCUAUGAUCUAAACGCUGUCGGAAUGGCCUUCACGUAUGUCGUCGUCCGGCCUGAUGGUGUUAUUGGCUCCUUUGCUGGAGAUGUUUCUGGUGUCCGGAAGUACUUCAAAGUGCUCAAAGCCGGCGGUAGGCGUUGAGGGUUGGUACGCUUCACGUGGUAUUCUGUUGGCUGGACCUUUUCUAUGCGACGUAUCUCUAUUGUACAAUCUAGAUGAUAUAAGCGGGCUCUAUUCUUGCUUGGGCUACGAUAACACUAUUGCUUAAAGGACACCUCUUCGUCGCCCUUUCUGUCGCCUUAACUAUCGCGGGGUGCCUCGG